Molecule: messenger RNA, 3929 nt
Organism: Mercurialis annua (annual mercury)
Lineage: Eukaryota; Viridiplantae; Streptophyta; Magnoliopsida; Malpighiales; Euphorbiaceae
Exons: 5
Coding region: 457-3777 (1106 amino acids)
Molecular function (GO): zinc ion binding
Source: RefSeq, a predicted model, not a curated record
UUUUGGUGUCUCAACUUUUUAAAAUAUGACAUUUUGGUGUCUAAACUAAAAUUUAUCACAAAGAGGUAAGCUAACUUGUUUAAAAAUUACUAGUUAGUGUAUUGUGCCGGUUUCUGACAGAAUAGGUGACCUGGAGCACGACGUGGCUUUUAGUUGCAGAGAAAAAUAGAUGACAUGGAAUUGUAAUUUUUAUUUUUCGUUUUAUGGAGACAUGUGACAAACACAUGACCUUGUAAAUGACCUCUUAUACCCCUAAACUAUUGAAACGGGACUGCGUUCUGAUUGAGUAAAAAAUUGAAGUGAAAAUUAGGUUAAAAUUACUGUCUGAAUUGAACCAAAAAAUUGAAGAAGAACGAAGAUUGAACAGGAACUAAACCGCGUUUUCUGGGUUCUUAGAAGAAUUGUUGUGCGCGUUUUGGGAACAAUUUCUUGUUCUUGUAUGAGUUGUCUCCUAUAAUGACGAGUGGUAGGGGUGUUGUUGAUCUUAACUUUGGGGGUCAUUUUGUUGGGGACUUGAAGGGUAGUGAAAAGGGUUAUGUUGGGGGAAAAUUGUGGCAUGUGGAUGUAGAUUUUGGAAUAUUCUCUCUUGAGUGGUUGACUGAUGUUGCACAGACAGUGUUAGAGGAAAAAAAAAUGAACAAGAUGCACUUUAGGUAUCCUGGCAGAUCUUUGGCACAUGGGUUGAGGCUGGUGAGUUCAUGGUCAUUUGUUGACAUGGAAAGCUUAUUAUUUAAGCAUAAAGGUAUAGAGGUUUACAUUGAGCAUCACGAGGAAGGGGGACCAGAGGGUGGGGGACCAGAGGGUAGUAUAGGUAAUGUACCUAAUGAUGAGGGCAUAAAUGACAUUUACAAAGAGGGAAGCCAAGCAGAAGAGAUAAGGCUUGUAGAUGUGGAGGUUGGACCUAUUAAUGAGGGUAUUAAUACUGAGAAUGAACACCAUGAAGUUGGCUCAACUAUUAGAUUAGAGGAGAAUGAAGAGGUAGUAGGAGAUGGUGAAGCAAUUGGAGAUGAUGAGAAUGUUGAAAAUGUGGAAUAUGAUGAGCCUUCUGACGAGGAGAUUGUGGACUGUGCUUUUAUGUCCAGUGGUGAUGAAGAGUUAGUAGAUUCUAGAGCAAAGCUAAGGGAGUUCAAGAACAAGAAGAAGGAGAUUUAUGAUAAAAUUAAAGCAAAUAACACCAAUUCAGAGGGGGAACCAUCAGUUCAAGCAGCAGCUGAGGAUCAAGUAGCAGACCAGGAAACUGGAAAUGAAACUGACUACUGGGAUUCAGAUUCAGAAGAAGAAUGUUAUAGUCCAGUGACCACAGAUGAGGAAGAUGGUGAUCAUGCACAGAGAAGAAGAUCUGCAUAUCCUGUGUUCAAGAGCAAUGCAGCUAAGUUAUCAUUCUCAUUGGGUAUGAAACUGACUGGACCAGCACAGUUUAAGGAGGCCCUUACUAAAUUUUCAAUCCAAGAGAGAAGAGAAUUGAAGCUUGUCAGAAACACUAGAACAGAAGUUAGAGCUAGAUGUGCUAGAGCUUCUUGUCCUUGGAACAUAUAUGCAUCAGAAGAAACAGAAACCAAAGCUUUCUUAGUGAAAACUUACAAUCCAAACCAUACCUGUUUGGUGACAUUCAAGAAUAGGAGAGUUGGAACCAAGUGGUUGGCUAAGAAUUACCUGAAUAAGUACAAGUGUAUAGGUCACAUGAGGUUAGUUGACUUAAAAUCCCUUAUCAAGACAGAUCUUAAGCUAGACAUGAGUUUGACCAAGGUUUCAAGGGCUGUUUCUCAAGCUCAGAUAUUACAGGAAGGUGAGAUUAAGGCAGAAUUUGCUGUGCUAUGGGACUAUCUUGGGGAGAUUAUUAGGUCUAAUCCUGGAAGCACAGCAUUAAUGAAGGUUGAAAGACCUUUGCCAGAGUCUCCACCAGUUUUCAAGAGGCUGUUUAUUUCUUUUGAUUGCUUGAAGAAAGGAAUGCUGCAUGGGUGUAGAAGGGUGAUUGGGCUGGAUGGUUGCUUUUUGAAAGGCCUUGUCAAAGGAGAAAUUUUAGCUGCUGUUGGGAGGGAUGGAAACAAUCAAAUGUUUCCUGUGGCAUGGGCUUUAGUAGACACAGAAAGGAGGGAGACAUGGGAUUGGUUUAUCAGAUUGCUUGCUGAUGGUCUUGAAUUGGGUACUGGAGCAGGAUGGUGCAUUAUCACAGACCAACAAAAGGGACUGCUGGACUCAGUUGCUGAUUUGCUGCCUAGAGCUGAGCAUAGGUGUUGUGCCAGACACUUAUAUGCCAACUGGAAGAAGAAAAAUGGAAGAAGAGAAGAUCUGCAGAAGUUGUGGUGGAGGUGUGCAAAAUCCUCUAAUAUGCCAGAUUUUGACAAAAACAUGGAGGCAAUGAGAGCUCUUACACAGAAGGGGUUUGAUGACAUGCUAGUGACACAUCCAAGGCAUUGGUGCAGAGCAUACUUUACAACUGAGGUAAAGUGUGACAUUGUAGACAAUAACUUGAUAGAAGCAUUUAAUGGGAAAAUCAUAGAAGCUAGGACAAAAAAUGUUAUUUCUAUGUUAGAGGACAUAAGGUCUUUGGUUAUGAAUAGGCUGCAUACUAAUAGAGACUUGGCAUCUAAUUGGAUAGGAAACUUUGGGAAUAGAAUUAGGAAGAAGCUACAUGACAGCAAAGUUCAGAGUGAGGCAUGUGAGGUAUUGUGGAAUGGAGAGGAUGGGUUUGAAAUAGGCCACCUAGGAGACACAUAUAUUGUUAAUUUGAAAACUAGGACAUGUGCUUGUAGGCAGUUUGACUUGACAGGGAUACCUUGCCCUCAUGCAGUAUGUGCCAUAGAGUACUUGGACAAACCCAACAUCACACCUUACAACUACAUUGAUCAGUGGUUUACAAAGGAAACUUAUUUGAAGGCUUAUAUGUAUAUGAUGCAACCCAUGAAUGGUAGGAAGUUUUGGAACAAGAGUCCUUAUGACCCACCUCAGCCCCCUCCAUAUAAAAAAAUGCCUGGUAGACCUGCCAAAAAUAGAAGAAAAGAAGAGGGUGAGAGAUCCAGUGGGUUUAAAUUGUCUAGAAAGGGUAGGGUGAUGACAUGCCAAGUCUGUUUUGGGAAGGGUCAUAACAGGAAAAAAUGCCCUCAAAGACAAGAUACAGGGGCUCAAGUAUCUGGUACAGGGGCUCAAGAAGCUGGUACAGGGGCUCAAGAAGCUGGUACAUGGGCUCAAGAAUCUGGUACAGGGGCAGUAGACUGUAAUACAGGGGCUCAAACACAAGGAACUGGUGCAUCAGAACCUACCUUACCCUCUAGGGUUGACAAGUUACCUUUUGUGAGAGCAGGAAAUAGGCCACACCCUGAUGAAGCAUCACAGACCAAUCCAACCAUCACUCCUAGAGAUUUUGGCAAACAUGUGAAAACAUUUCAGAGGAAGACUCCAACUUAUAUUCCAGGAAUACAUACACAGCCUGCCAGGGGAUAUGGGGUAUACAAUGACUUUCACACAAACACUUAUGUGCAAAAUCCAAAAACAACCAGUCAAAGGGUAACUUAUAAGGAAGGAGUGAAAAGGGUUGGAGGUGAACCUGAGCCUCUUUUCAUGACUAACAGAAAUCUGGCAUUUAAGAAAUGGGGUAAACAAGCUGCAACUACAAGUGAAGCAUCACAGAAAAGUACACAAACUAAAAGACAUGCUUCUGCAGCAACAAGAGUCAACAAGAAGUCAAAAAAAAGUGCUUCAAACCCAACUGUGACUGCUGAAGAGUGUACCAGGUCUAAACCACCUCCAGAUACUUUGCCAGAAGACUCCAUUGCUUGAUUAUGUAUUGAACCAUUUUAUCUAGCUUAGGUUGUUGCUAAGUUUUUUGCUUACCUUGGGUAUAUGUCCAGGUAUUUUGAUUUUGUUGUGACUGCUUACAAACAGCAAAUGUCAUUCUUCUUUUGUAUUAAACUUCACUACUUAUUAUUUCA